Messenger RNA from Anas platyrhynchos (mallard), 8708 nucleotides. RefSeq names its product regulating synaptic membrane exocytosis 4 (gene RIMS4). Gene Ontology annotation, molecular function: transmembrane transporter binding; small GTPase binding. The record is from RefSeq and is a predicted model, not a curated record. Gene Ontology annotation, cellular component: presynaptic membrane; cytoskeleton of presynaptic active zone. NCBI's taxonomy places the organism in Eukaryota, Metazoa, Chordata, Aves, Anseriformes, Anatidae. Gene Ontology annotation, biological process: positive regulation of synaptic transmission; regulation of synaptic plasticity; regulation of synaptic vesicle exocytosis.
GGGGCCGCGGCCCCGGAGCGGGGCGGUGCCGGCAGCGGCGGGCGGCAGCAGGUGGCUCCGCACCGCUCGGCUCCGCUCUGCUCCGCUCCGCACCGCUCCGCUCGGCCCCGCAGCGCCCCGCACCGCCUCGCCGAGGCCCCUGCCGCAGCCAAGACGCCGCGGGCCGUGCUCCGAGUGAAGAAUGGCGCGGCCAAGCUGGCCAAGCCACCGGCGGCGGCGGCGGCGGCGGGGGAAGCCCCCGGCGGUGCCCCCGGCUCCGGGCUGUUCAUGGAGCGGUCGCAGAGCCGCCUCAGCCUCUCCGCCUCCUUCGAGGCCCUGGCCAUUUAUUUCCCCUGCAUGAACAGCUUCGACGAGGAGGACGCGGAUGGGGAUGGUCGGAGACUCAAGGGAGCCAUCCAGAGGAGCACAGAAACGGGGCUGGCUGUCGAAAUGCCCAGCCGGACCGUCCGUCAAGCCAGCCACGAGUCCAUCGAGGACAGCAUGAACAGCUAUGGGUCUGAGGGAAACUUGAAUUUCAGUGGAGUCCAUCUGGCAUCUGCUGGGCAGUUUAGUGACUUCCUGGGGAGCAUGGGCCCUGCACAAUUUGUUGGGCGUCAGACCUUGGCCACCACCUCGAUGGGGGAUGUGGAAAUUGGCUUGCAAGAGCGAAACGGGCAGCUAGAAGUGGAUAUCAUUCAGGCCCGAGGACUGACACCAAAACCCGGCUCCAAAACACUGCCAGCUGCUUACAUCAAAGCCUACCUGUUAGAGAACGGUGUGUGCAUUGCGAAAAAGAAGACAAAAGUGGCCCGCAAAUCUUUAGACCCUUUGUACAAUCAGGUGUUACUGUUCCCUGAGAGCCCUCAGGGCAAGGUAUUACAGGUGAUAGUCUGGGGGAACUACGGACGCAUGGAGCGCAAGCACUUCAUGGGAGUCGCCAGGGUCCUCCUGGAAGAACUGGAUUUGUCGACUUUAGCAAUUGGCUGGUACAAGCUCUUCCCAACCUCCUCGAUGGUAGAUCCCACUACGGGCCCGCUCCUGCGUCAGUCCUCACAGCUUUCCCUGGAGAGCACAGUGGGACCCUGCUGUGACAGGUCUUAGUGAGUAAGGAAGGGGGAACUGCUUUUGUUUUUUAAACAUGCUGUCAAGGUUUUGUUUGCUGGAACUCUGACCUCAAGCGCAAUGCAUGUUCAAUCAGUUCUCGUGGAGCUGGAAGAGGAGGAUAAACCAGUGACCUUAGACAGAAGACGAGGGGGAGGGCGCUGUACCCUCUCCGUCCGAGGAGGAGGUGCCAUGGGGCAUGAGUCCUAGUUGUCAAAUUAGACAUACACCUCUUGUUUCACUUCUCUCGCUGUCAUUCUUGGACCCUUGUUUCAGAUCAGUAUUAACCCUGGAAAGUUGCAGCAUUUGAAAGAGUAUGGGGGGAGUAAGGAAGGCAUUUUGCUUAACCGUGCAUCUUACAAAUUUCUUAGGUUCUUUCUCACAGUACCUGAAAAAUUCAGAGGCCAAUUUCUGACCUAAAAAGAGCAGGAGUAGAAAGUUUGAGAGGAAGCAUUUGUUUUUUCUGAGAUCUUUCUUCUUGCAAGAAAGAAAAAGAAAGAAACCUGCAACCCUUAAGUACCAAUUCCACGUCAGUGAGUCACGUUAACUGUAACGCUGUCGUUGCUGUGUUUUCAAACUGUGCCAAAUUACCAGCAAGUGUCUUUGCCGCGUUACUUGUCUGCCACUGCUGAUGAAGCAUACUUGGUGGGAGAAUAAGCGCCUACUUAGACCAGACAGUUUGAACAGAGUUCGAGUUUAGCAGUCUAAUUAACUGCAAUUUUGCUCAGUACAAAAGCACUGGAAGUGGGAGCUGAACGUCAGACUUGCUGCUUGAGAUAGGUUUUAUACUGACUCCCUCGUUGCUGUGCAUCCUUCAGCCCCAAUGUCUUCUCUCUCCUGCUUUUCUUUCAUCUCCUUUGUGCUGGUACAUAUCUGCUGGAGAUGCUGCCCUUCCUGUUGUGCUAUUGCCUGACCUGAAACAGGACUGUUUUAUUCUGCCACGGGAGAGGAGGUUGAGAUUUCUGGGGGUAGAGAAGAAAGAAACCUCAGGUUGUCAUCUGACAAGAAGGUGCUGGAGGGCACACGAUCCUCCUUGAGGAAAGAAAGUCGCUGUAGGCAAUCUCAGUAAUACACAGGCAUUGGCAAGUGUCCUGAGAGAGGAGAUGCUGUCCCCAGAGUAUGGAGCAGUAGUGGGUGAGGAGUCUGGAGACCUGGUGGUCACAGCAUGUAUAUUCUGUUAUUUUAAGUGCAACGCUAGCUGUAAAAGAGUCUCAUAGAUGAACCCAGUAACGCACAUUCUCUGAGCUGCUGAGCUACAGCAGCUGUUGUCAGCAGUCACAUGCUGGAGUAAGGCAUGCUAGAUCCUUCAGACAAGUAAACACUUCUAUUUGAAAACACGGAAUAGCCAAAAUAAUGGAGAAUCUCCAACGAUUUCCUGUUAAAAGGCCCUUUCUGGCUAGAUUUUCUCAUAGUCUUCAUGAGGAUUUGAUGGCUGUGGUCUCCAAAUGAGCUUUUGGAGAUGUUUGACUGUGAUUUAAUAGUGAAGGUCCCAUGUCGUGUUCAGGAGGGAGCAGAUUCUUGGCCUGUCGUUGAGGAAUACUGAACAUUUAUUUCUGCAUGCGGACCUUGGCUUUGUUAGAAUAAAAGCAUGAGUGUAGAGUGGAUGGUGAAAGCAGUUGCUUUUGGUCCAAGCUUGUCUAUGGCAUUUUAAAUUAUUUUGAGAUAAACUGCAGGAUAGAUGCAAAAAUAAUAGGCCUUACCUUAAUGUCUGUAAAAAUGCUAUAAUUACAAAGGAGAGGGAAGGAGGAGAAGGGACAUAGAAUUAAUAGGUUUUUGAGUCUUAAGUGGCAAAAGCCUCAGCAUUUCAGAUAAAUCUCUUAAUUUCCUUGAUCAAAUAUGUCUCUGGCCUCUCACUAAUUAUUUUUUCUAAUCGUAUUAGACAAUUUCUAUAUAUUAGAUGAAGAAAGUUUGUUGCAUGCUGAUCAAACUAUGUCGUGGCUCUCUUAUUUUAAAAAGAAAAAGCACAUUUACUGUAAUUUAAGUCAGCAUCCUUUCCUCUUGGUAUGUAGUGAGUACUAGGCAAUAUUGUACAAUAUGUGUAUGAACUAGAAUAGAUUAGGUAGAUUUAGUGGUUUGUAGCACUGGAUCUUUUAAUAACUAUGUCUUUAAAAGGACCGUGGGGAGCUCCGGGUACAUUCCAAACCUGGUAACUGAGUAACAGGGCUUCUGUCUUAAGGAAUGCUGAAAACUUCAUGUUGGCAAUCGUUUGGACAUUACCUACUAGUAACAGCUAGUUAAUCACAUUUUUCCUGGGUCCAGUGAGAUGAAUGCAACAUUUUUGCAGUCUUUCACGGGGAGUAGGAGACUAUAUAUGCCAAAAAAAAUAUGACUUUAUUUAAUGACUCCAUUGAAAAGCUCAGUUCCUCUAUGCCUGGCAAAUGUAACGUGUCUCUGUAUCUCAUCCCUCCAAAAGCUCUGCAAGCUCAAAGGCGAUUGGUUUUGUUAAAAGAGGACUACUUCACAUCGAGGACUAUCUUCCGUAUGUUUUUAAUCAUGCUGAAAGUUCACUGUCAGGGUAAAACAAAGUUAUGCUUCCACUUGUGUAACUUUGAUUAACAUCUCAGGUUCUGAGUUUGGAGGCAGUUUUAGCAGUCUGCUCUGGACUGUUUUCUUCUGCAUUUUUUCCAUGGUUGACCGUCGUCCAGUGAUUCUCACUUUUGUUUCGAGUCACUUCCAAGUCCUGUUUCUCCACAGUAAGUGAACGUUACAAUCCCUGGCUGCCAUGCACAACACAGCCAUGUGAACUGGCGAGUCCAGAAAUAAACCAAACAGACUCAACAAAACCAACAGCCCUUCGUAAACCGACAGACUCACAGGAGCCCUUUUCAGAGUGCCCGUGGGGCGCAGAGUUUGGGGUCAGUAAAGUUGCACAGUACUGCCCAGCCUAAAUUCUUGCUUCACUCAUGCCCACGAUUCCUGAGCUGACCAAGUCAUAUUGUGGUUUAAAAAAAUAAAGAUCUUCUAGUUAUCCAUCAGUUUAAAGACCCCCCAGUGUAGCAUCCAAGGCAAGUCUCAGGCUUGGGAUAGCUUAUUGUCAUAAAACAGAAGCUUUUUUUUUCCCCUCAAAUUUGACUUGCCAGUUUCUGUCUAAGGUGUUGUAAUGUGAUAGUUGUGAUUAUCAGUGCGCUUGUGUAAAAAGUAGCAGCUUGCUAGGAUGGUGAGCAGCUGAAAACUAAACUUUGGUCCCCUUUAGAAGUCCUGACUGAGUUUUUCUCCUGUGUCUGAGUCUAGCUGUUAGUUAUAAUCAGGGAGGGGGAGAGAGGGAGAGCGGGAGACUUAAAAAAGCCAACCAACCAACUAAAAAUAAUUAAACGUGAUAAUACGUUUGGUCUGUGAGUGGUGAUGAGGGAUGAGACUGAGGAGAGAUGAAUACCUGCCCAGCUUCAGGUUGGUUCCCUGAUCCUCGUGCACAAAAUACUACAUCUCAAUAGUAACGGGAAGGUUGCUUGCAGGAAAAGAAAAAAAAAAGGAGAGCUGAUCCCUAAAUGUUUCCUGCAUUCCUGUUACUAUGGAAAACGAGGAAAUCCUGACGCUGAGAGCAUCUCGGAGAGCAGUGAUCUCUCCCCAGUGUCCCUCCCUGCACCUUGUGGUCUGAGCAGACAGCAGCCGUGACCGCAGUGAGCCCAGGUUUGUCCAGGUGCACGUGUGAUGUUCUCCUGGUGUCGCUUUCCCUUUGCCCCGACACAGCUGGGAUGCCACAGAGACAACACGAGGUCCUCAUUCUGCAGUUAAAUCCAAGGGUCCUCAUCCUGCAGCCAAAGCCCCGGGGGCAGGCUGCUGUGCCUCCUUUGCACCGUGCAGGCGUCCGCCUCCGCACGGCCACGGCAGGAUAGGGGCCGGGGGACGUCGCUGUUCUGCCGAGCACAUCCCCAACACUUGGCCAUGGGUUGUUUAAACGAAUAUUGCAGAUUUCUUUGCUUUGAACGAUGAUAUAUAUUUAAUGUUUCUAGCUACUGGAUCCUUUAUCAAUGUACUGUUCUAAAUUGCAGGUCUUCUGGAGUCAGAAUAUCACAAGUUCCUGUAGAGGAGCUGUUUUUAAGGUGUUGAGGCAGUUAACAGAAUCUCAACCUAAGCAUGUUUAGCAAUGUUUAGACAGCAAGACAACUUUUUUAUGAAACUCAUUUUAAGUUAGUUUAUUACAUGCUGUUAGUAAUAUUUUAAAGCAGGAAAAAUAUUUUUCUUUAAAGACCAAAUGAUGUAUGUUUUUUAACGGAUAGCAUAAUUUAGUGUUUUCAAAACUGUUUAAUGUUCUCAGUAUGGAGUUUACUCAUUCUUUUGAUUUCUGUGUUCCUUGUUAUAUUUUAUCAACUUUUUUUUUUUUUUCCAAAAGAAAAGAGGCAUAUGUAAAUAAACACCAGAAAAGAGUCCUAUAGGAAAUUCUGUUCAAACUGACCAUUAAAUUAUUAGUAAAUAUUUGUCACUGUUCAUUAAAUCUCAGCUACUAUUCAAGCCUUUGUUGAAAAAAAAAAAAUUGAUGUUGUAUUUUCAAGAUGAAAACAACUUAGCUAGUUUUGUCAUAAUCCUGUACUCUGUAUAAAAAUCUUUUUAUAAAGAAAGUCUAAUAGGCUAACAAGCAAUAAUCUAUUCCAUUUGGUGUGCACAGAUUGUGACUUGCAGGCUGUAGUACAUAUUGUUGAUACAGUUUAUAAUUGUCUUCAAUCUCAAUUCCAUCACUUUUGAAAAAGAUCCGUAUGAACUUUGAUUGUAAAAAGGAAGAUUGGGCUGUUGCCUUGUAAGAAAUACCCAUCGUGUAGACUUCGCUGUGAGUAUGUGUGCCCAGCGACGUGAGAUCUCUCCUAGGUGAAGGACGAAGCAGCUGUAGGUGACUUCGUACUACAGAGUUAACAAAUCCUUUCCGUAUGAACUCGAUGACUGUUUCAAGCACCCUGUUUUUCUUAGGCUACUUAGUAUUUGUAACUCAAUACGAAUGGUUCCCACUGCCACUGUAGCCCUGAUUAAGCAAAAAAAGCCUUUGCACUCUGGGGCCACACAACUCUGCCCAGUAGCUGCCUGUUUUCCUCGGGAUGGCAGGGGCAAGCUAACGGGAGUUUUUUUCAGAGCAGCAGAUUGAGCUGCUCUUCUUUAAAGGCUUCGUGGGUUGUUUUGUCCAUUUCAUAGAUGGUAUUUGUCCAUUCCGUGAGAAAAUUCCACCCAAGGCAGAGGAAGGUUGCACCUUCGCAGAGGCUCGGGGGGUAUCCCAGCCGUGUGAGAAGGGAGCAGGCUGUUCUGUGCCAGUCUUCAGAUAACGCUGGGCUCGGCUACAGAUUUUUCCAAAGUGGCAGGAUCAGGAUAUUGGAUUUUAAGGCAGCUCUAUCAUUGAUGAGUGCAUAAAAUAACAGAGCUUCAAACCAGCAUCCCAGUCCAUUGCCUGUGGGCUCCUCGCAGCGUUUCCCGUAGGAGAAAUCCCCGCCUCGUGCUCCAGGCGGCCAGCCACGCAGACAGCGGUGAUGCUGGAAGCCCCAAGAAGCGAUGAAAUAAUUCCCAGUCAUUUUUGAAGUGCUUGGAGAGCAAAAAGAGCUGUGUAAAUGCAAAGUGCCAGCAGUAGCCCGGGAAAACAAGCAGACCUUAAAGCACCUUUGGUAAUGCAGAGGGACGCACGGAGACCUGGGGCAAGCACCUAACGCCAAAUUGCAGCUCCCCAAUUUGGGCCAAACAUUUAGAAAAGAGGACGAUCUUUGAAAUCCUUUCCACGUGUACCGCAGUGAACACCCAAAGCAUGUUCUAGUGGUGUCCUCAUGUGUGUGCAGCCAAACUGCCCCUGCCCUGCGGGGUUCUUGUGACCCCUGCAUGGCAGAGCCCCUGAGCUGCGCUCAGCACUGCUGCGCCCUGCCUGGGUCUGGGGGCUGCCUGGCUGCCAAGCGCAUCCCAGCACAAGUCAGGGAAUGUGGUAGUUCCCCUGGGAAUUUGUCAGCGGUUCGGUAUUCUCUAAAUGUGGCUUUUGAGUCUUAAACUCACGUUGCCAGACUUCUCUCCAUGACCAGGCAGCCCCGAGUCCAUGCCAAGCCCCCACUGCUCACCAUGCAGCAGCACCGGGCUCUGCCAGGCACCUCCAGCGGUGCCAGCAGCCCUCUGCCCUCCCUUCCCUUCGGCAGUGGCUCCCAUCCUCGGUGGGGCAGAGGAACAGGGGUCAGGUCCUUGUGUAGCAUUUGGUCCUUUGCACUUUAGCAGCUGAAGCUGAGAGGGAGCCAGCACCAGCCCUCUACAGAGCACCAGCAAAAAGAGGCUGAGACCGAACGCUUUUCCCUUCGUGACUUCCCAGAAGCUAAAAUGACAACCAAAGUCCUGGUGUUAAACCCCGCUCUGCUGGGCCAGCGUAAAGGCAGCCUUUGCAUAUAUGCAGCACGCUGGGCACCUCGCUUGGGCUUGAGACCCCUGGCUCAGGAAGGAGGGGGCUUUGCCUUGCAGGAAGGACGCAGCCCAGGGGCAGCAGCGAGCUCUGCUUGCUGGGACAUGGGCAGAAGAGGGAGGAAUCGGAGCACAUCUGCUGCAGAAGCCCACGUGCUUUUCCAGUGGCUUGAUUUUAAGUUACCUGGGCACCACAAGCUCUGGUGGCUGCCCCCUGAGGGCUCCAGGUCCCCCUAAACACAGCCUGGGUUGUUCAAUCUUGCAGCAGGUUUUUCUGGGGCUGUGGUUCCUUCCCCAGCGCCGCUCUCUGGUCUCUGCUUUGUGAUUUCAUCCCCUGGACCUGGAGCUGCUCUGGGCUUUCUUUGGAGCCAGGAAGAGCGAAUCCACGGUGCAUUCCCUCAGCCUCACUGCGCUGGGCUUGCCUCCCUGCUUCAGGUGGGAAGGACGUGCUGGGGGCGCAGCGCCUCCCCCCGAGACCCCUGACACAGCACUGCCAUGGCCUGCCACCCGCCUGGGAUCCGUGUCCUGGCUCUUUUUUGCGGCAUUUCAGACCGGGGGGGUCCUUCCGUGCCAUGCUUGGGUGGAGCUGGGGGUCAAACACAUACCAUGCAGGCAGCCAGGAGACAGCAGGGACAGGCAGGAGCCUCUGCUUUGUGCUGCCCCCCAGAUGCUCCCCGUCCCUCUCCACCCGAGGCCUUACUGCAGCCCGUGGGGACGAGGCUGCCCGCAGCAUCUCCCAUGCUGAGCCGGCCGUCCCGCGGGGAGCCCGGGGCACUGCUGCAGAGCUGGCCUCUGCUCGGGGCCGGGGCUGCUCCCCUGGGGCCCAACCUUUGUGCUUUGUGAGCUGCUCCCCAAACCCAUCGCUUCCGGGGCGCUGAGCGGUUGCUGCCCGUUCCUUUCGCCUUUCUGUAGGAGCAGGGGUGGCUGAUCCCGCUCUCUGGGGGCUCUGUAACCCGCUCCAAAACCUUUCGGAGGUUUUUAACGCUGUCUGCUGAGAUCUAACCUUGCGGGGCUGGAGGAACACAGGCGAUGGAGCCAGGCAGCCUGCUUGCCCCCCGUGCCCGGUGUUUUGCGAGGUGCGUGGGCUGCCUUGGGUGGAAGCGUUGGGCGCGGUGCCCGAAGCGCGGCGUGCCGUGCCUGUGGCCAGAGAGGGUUCUGCUGUACUUUUUUCCUGUCUGUAGGUUUUAUUCAGACAAUAUGUAACGAUCGAGUGAUUUACAAUUCAGUGUUAAGCUAAUGAAAACGUUGAUAAUGGUGACAAUAAAAAACCUUUUUUUUUUUUC